CGCCCCUUGCAGCCUCUCCCCUCUUGGUCCUCCCCACGCCUAUCUACAUAAACCUUGUUUACCGACGCCCAGGCCUAGGGUGGCCGCUGCCAGUGUGAGGCGUUGGCAAUUAGGGCGCAGAGGGUUUGAAACGAAGCCUGCCCUACGGCGCAGAAUGAGCGCGACCCUCUGGAAGGGACUCCGAUGCCCAGCAGCAGCAUGACCCUCACAGCGACAUGGCCGACAGCAAGGCCAAACCCACCAAAACUGCCAACAGGACACCCCCUAAGUCCCCAGGGGACCCCACGAAAGACAAAGCAGCCAAGAGGCUGUCACUGGAGUCAGAAGGUGCCGCUGAGGGGGCAACUGCCACUGCCCCCGAGCUCAGCGCCUUGGAGGAGGCCUUCCGGCGCUUCGCAGUGCAUGGGGACACGCGAGCCACGGGGAAGGAGAUGCACGGGAAGAACUGGUCAAAGCUGUGCAAGGACUGCCAGGUGAUCGACGGGAAGAACGUGACUGUCACCGACGUGGACAUCGUCUUCAGCAAGAUCAAGGGGAAGUCUUGCCGGACCAUCACCUUCGACCAGUUCCAGGAGGCGCUGGAGGAGCUGGCAAAGAAGAGGUUCAAAGACAAGAGCGCCGAGGAGGCGGUCCGCGAGGUGCACCGGCUCAUCGAGGGCAAGGCGCCGGUCAUCGCGGGAGUCACAAAGGCCAUCUCGUCUCCCACCGUGUCACGGCUGACCGACACGACCAAGUUCACAGGUUCCCACAAGGAACGCUUCGACUCCUCAGGGAGGGGCAAGGGCAAGGCCGGCCGCGUGGACCUGGUGGACGAGUCUGGCUACGUACCCGGCUACAAACACGCGGGCACCUACGACCAGAAGGUGCACGGGGGCAAGUAGCGUCGCGCAUCCAUGCCCGCCCGUGACGCUGCAGGUGUCCGGGAGCAGGACUACACCCACCUCUUCAUUACAUUCCCGUGGAUGUCCCUGUGCUCACUCGGGCAGAACUCAUAGGGGCCUAGCUGGGGCUGAGGCAGCUGGGGGGACCACUCCAGGCCUCCCUCCUGCUUUAUGCCCAACCCCUCUCAGACGCCAGGUUUGAACCCUGAUUCACUGACAUUCCCUAACACACCUGCCUUGGCCUGAGCUGGAAAGGGGACGGACAUUUCCAAAGUGUCUCCUGGGAUUGCACCACACUGGCCACCUAGUUUGAGGUGAAAGGGGUGUUUUAAAGGAGCCGGUCGCAGGGACUCUGGGAAACAGACUUUGUAGAGGCCACCCUGACUCACUACUGGUAGACACUUUCCAGGAGGCAGCAGGAGCUAAGGAACUAACCAACAGCACAAAAAUAACAGACUUGGUCCUGUCUGUGGCCUGUCCUGUGGCAGAUACCAGAGUGCUCUGAGCCUUCCUGGUGAGGGUGGCAGGUCCCACAAGCACUCGAUUGCGCACGCUCACACACAAUCGUGCACACAUACCCACACACACACUUGCAUUCACAGUUUAAGUAACAGGAAGGCUGAGGGGCACAAGGGUAGCUUUCUGCUGCCCAGAGGAGUCUCCUGGCAUGAGAGGUUGGCACUCUUCCAGUUUGCUUUCCUAAGAAGAUUGGUGUCUGUGUGUCCACUCUCAGAGCAGGUGAGAAGAUUCAGGAUGUCCUGUCCCCAUGUUGCCAGGUGGGAGCCUCACCAGCAUGUGCCUGGCAUCUGUGCCCAGCCUCCCGCUGGCCCAUGCUGGUCCCUGCUUUGCCCCCAAACCUCCUGACAACCACAGCCUGUGCAAUGUCACCUCUCCCUAAGUGGCCCUCUCUAACCCUGCCCACCCUGCUGGGUGCAGGACACUAAAGAGAAACAGGCUCAGGGAGGACCCUCCAGGCCUGCAGCAUUGACUGGAGUUUCAUCCUGUCCACCUGCAGCCGAGUGCAGAGGAGUCAGUGGGCAGAACCUGUCCAGGACCCCCAUACAGUCACACCUCGAGCACAGAGCAGGUGGCCUGUCCUUGUACCUGUCUGCACAAGAAUUGGGUGUGCUGUUCCAUCCUGGGGAUGCCAAUCAGUGUGUCCACCUGUUGGCACAAUGGCCCCUGCUGUGACCUGUCCCUUGACAUGAACAACUACAGCCUUGAGUGUGACCUGCUGGGCCAUGUGGUUUUCGAGCUGAUCCUGGAAAGAGUCUGCAGCAGCCUUGGGGAAAUACUCUCAGGGCAGAUGGCUGUCCAGGCCUGAGAUUAUGGCACAGGUGGGCAGCAGUCCUCUCCUGCAUGGCCACUGCAUACAUACCACCCAGAGAGCACCUGGUCAGGAGCAGCCCACCCACCUGGGUGGGGCUAGAGCUUCAGGGUUCUCACCCAAGUGGUCCCUAAGAUUUGAGAUCUCCCCAGACCCCUCAAAAGGGAUGCCUCAACUCAAGGAUGGGGUGACUCAGUGGGCAGCUUUCUUCUGAGGUUCUGGAUGUCCACGGUGCCUGGCAUUGAAGACCAAGGAACACUAGCUCUCAGGCCUCAAGACUCCCUUAAGGGGUGUCCCACCCUGCCGUAGGAUCCUGGCUGUCCCAGACUGCCCCUCCCAUGAAACCUAGAGGCAAGUGAUACCCUGGAAUGUCUGAAGACAACUUUUGUGGGAAGGGUUUAAUAAUCUGAUCACAACCCAGAAAACCCAUGUGUUUAAAAUACCUGUGACUUUCACUAAGAGUUACUAAACAGGGCUCUUGUGCAGGUGGAACAGCUCAGGGUGAGAAGAGCCAGCACCCCUAACCCAUCCAGGAUUCCUGCCUCCCCAGAAGCCCCAUUUAGAGCAUGGCCCUGAAGGAAUGCUUUCUCUGUCAGAGGCUGCUUUUCUCUCAUUCUUAUGUCCAUGAACAACCUGGUCACUACGGUCACAGCUAAGUCACCUUAAACAGACAUGAUUCUAGCAGGACCUCAGCCCUAGAGCUGGGCAUGCCCCGCCAGGACAGAGGGACAGGCUAGAUCAGUGUCUGAGAUUCCAGGAUGCACACCAGGGACUGAUGCUCUCCUGGACCAGAGAUCAGUGGGGACACAUAACCCUGAAGGGAGAGGGGCCAGGACACUUUCUCCUGUUCAGCGGGCCAUCAUCAAGCAAGAAUAGUGUCCAGUCAUAGGUCCAAGCCCCGUCAGGGCUGGCUGCCUUUGCCGCACUCUGGGAAACUGGAUCUAGUCAGAAGGAAUAAUGCAAGUGCCUGUCCUCGAUGGGACUGCAGCCCACCCUGCCUCUCAGAGAGCAGGGCCCUGUAACAGACAGGUCACCAUGUCCCAGGGUCAGCACACCUUACCACAGUGCCCUUCCCAGAACUGGACAGAAUAGCCCAGGGCAGUGGGCCCCCUCCAUCACCCCAAUCUCAGGCCCCUGGAGGAAGCUCUGUGACAGUGAACACUUCAGAAUGCAUUCCUGACAGCUGCAGCAACUUCUGGGGUUUUGAAUGAAAAUCAAGGGCCCGUUCUGCCUUGGUGGCCUUCCUUGCCCUCACCUGGACAACUUUGGGCUCCUGGAGGGGGAGGCCUCAUGCCCCAGACUCUCCCUCCAUGUACUCUUCCGGUGGCACCUGGUACACAGCACCAAAAGGCCGAUUAGUAGUCUCCAGUGCAUCCCCUGCCCACUCCCCACAAGUCCCAAGGUUUCCUCAGGCACAUGUGAGGCAGGACAGCAUCCUUCUCAGUCAGUUUCAAAGUGUAGAUUUGAAACACACUCUCCCUCCCAUCUAUGUCACCUAGCAAGGAAGGGGUAGUAGAAAUUAGAUCAUGAGGACGUAGUAGUCACCAUUCUGUCAGUUUAAAAUUGUCUGUUGGAUUUGUCAUUGCAUCUGUAGGUAGCCUCUGAACACAGAACAUGUGCUUGGACCACAACUUCACUGGACAAAACAGACACACAUUCUCCCCAGUUUCUGAAUAUUGUGAACACACAGGCAGGGUGUAUGUCUUUUUUGCAUGUUUGUAUGCAAUGCCAAUUAGCUUCUACUAACCAUGGCUAAUUAUAAAUUAAAUGUCUAUAUGUGAAUAAAAGAAACUGCACAGCAUGCAACCAGGAGACAGGGACAGCUUCUGUCAGGGGUGACACCCAGGACACAGGGACAGGUUCUAUAUGGAGGACAAUGCUGACAGCGUCUAAAUAUCAGGAAAGAAGAGGGCAGGAGAACGCCAACACUGAUCACACCAGAAUAUUUAUUUAUUUCUAUUUAAUGCUACAGGAUAAGCAAUUAGCUAGUGGUCGUAAGUUAGCUUUACCAAAAUCAAAGUUCAAAUUGUAUGUUUAAAAUAUCACAGUGAAAGAUUUAUAUUUAUACUGGAGUAUUUUUACACCUCUUAAUAUCCUUGGUCUUAAGUUUGGGGCAAGUGAAAUUAUAGCACAGGCCCAUAAAAUGGGAAAAGGCUGUGCAGGGCUGCUUGCCUUGUGUGCCGCCAGUGUCUGUACCAGUGGGAACAGCUCAGGUGGGUGGGGCAGAGACUGCCACCCAAACUGGGCUGCCCAGUGCCUGUGCUGUGAAGUCUCAUGGCACCCUACGCUGUGCUUACGUGUCUAUAGCUACUGCACUAGAGCAGGGUGGAGCUGACAUAGACGCCUCGGCCCUCAGCUCCUAAGGGAAAGGACCCGUCCAGCUUGUGCUUUCUGCAGGUGACUAUGCUAGCUACUCCACCCUGCAGCACCCACUACACAGGGCUGCCGUGCCAUCACCUGCUCCAGACAGCACAGGCUGGCAAUUCAGCUGCACUGUGAAGUAAUUGAUGGGUGGGACACCCUCAAACACUGAUGCUGAGUAACUCUCCUCCAUUCACAGCUGGGUAUGUGGGUGUUGGGGGCCCAGGGUGAUGUGUGGGUGAUGCUUUAGUUAACUAAUGCUCUUUCUUUAGACCUCUUGAUAAACUAAACCAAGCCAAACAACAGGGGAAACCUGUUCCGCUUAAUGGAAACUUGAAAGGGAUAAUGUAUACUACUAGUUUGUACUAAGUUUUUUUCAAGAAAGGAAGACAAAUAUAUAUAUAUAUAUGCAAUAUAUUUUUACACUGUUUUGUUAAUGUUAGGGACUACUGAGCAUAUCACUUUAUCAGUGUGAUGGGUAACACCCAUGUCGUGGGUGUUCUGACACAGGAGGGCUCUUCUCCUGACCGCCACACUCCUCAGGAGUGCCUUGGGGGCCCUGCUGCCCCUGCAGAGCGUGAGGUGUGGAGCCCCUGCUGGACAUGCUGUCGGCCUGGCUUGCAGCCUGUAGUGAAAACAGCUUGUGUUUGUCUGCUUGUUGCUCCUCAUAUGUUUGCUGUUGUUAACAUUGUGUGUCCAAUUGAUAAAGUGAUUGAAUAAAGGUGUUAGAAUGUU
Messenger RNA from Nycticebus coucang (slow loris), 5304 nucleotides. It is a transcript of the gene TPPP, whose product is annotated as tubulin polymerization promoting protein. The transcript has 4 exons. NCBI's taxonomy places the organism in Eukaryota, Metazoa, Chordata, Mammalia, Primates, Lorisidae. Gene Ontology annotation, cellular component: microtubule. The coding region runs from base 216 to 881 and encodes 221 amino acids. Gene Ontology annotation, molecular function: tubulin binding. The record is from RefSeq and is a predicted model, not a curated record. Gene Ontology annotation, biological process: microtubule bundle formation; positive regulation of protein polymerization; microtubule polymerization.